GUGGUGGUGGAGACAAUCGCCGUCCUUCUGCGGCUGCAGCGGCCGCAGCCCCUCUCGGAGCUCACGAGAUGUGAGGACGGAUCGCUGUCGCUGAAGGGAACGUCGCCCCGAGCAGGUUCCAGUUUGGCAUCAUCUUGCUUCCAAUAUCAGCAGCAGCUUUGUUCCUUGAUCAAUGUGACAGUUUGGAAAACCUUAGCAGUUGACGAAAUGAUUGAGAGUCGGGGAAAAUAUGAUUUCUAUAUUGGGCUUGUGUUGGCAAUGAGUUCCAGUCUUUUCAUUGGAGGGAGUUUCAUCCUGAAGAAAAAGGGUCUCCUUCGAUUGGCAAGAAAAGGCUCCAUGAGAGCAGGACAAGGUGGCCAUGCAUAUCUUAAAGAGUGGCUAUGGUGGGCUGGACUCUUGUCAAUGGGAGCUGGCGAAGUUGCUAACUUUGCUGCAUAUGCAUUUGCACCAGCUACAUUAGUGACCCCAUUGGGAGCUCUCAGUGUUCUUGUAAGUGCCAUUCUUUCAUCAUACUUCUUAAAUGAAAAGCUUAAUUUACAUGGAAAAAUUGGGUGUUUGUUAAGCAUACUUGGUUCCACUGUGAUGGUCAUUCAUGCACCUCAGGAAGAGGAAGUUGAAACAUUGAGUGAAAUCUCCCACAAGUUAGGUGAUCCAGGUUUUGUGGUCUUUGCAACACUCAUUGUCAUUGUAUCCUUGAUCAUGAUCUUUGUAGUAGGACCCCGACAUGGGCAGACCAACAUUCUUGUGUACAUAACAAUUUGCUCAGUCAUUGGAGCUUUAUCCGUAUCCUGUGUAAAAGGUUUGGGCAUUGCUAUAAAGGAACUUUUUGCAGGAAAAGCUGUGCUGAAACAUCCAUUGGCCUGGAUUCUGCUGCUAAGUCUUAUUGCUUGUGUAAGCACACAGAUUAAUUAUUUAAAUCGGGCCCUGGACAUAUUCAACACUUCUAUAGUGACACCAAUCUAUUAUGUGUUUUUCACAACAUCUGUUUUAACCUGUUCUGCGAUCCUCUUCAAGGAAUGGCAACACAUGGCAGCUGAUGACAUUAUUGGCACAUUUUGUGGCUUUAUCACUAUAAUCGUGGGGAUAUUUUUAUUGCAUGCCUUUAAGGAUGUCAGUUUUUCCCUAUCAAAUUUGCCUGUGACAUUGCAUAAAGAUAACAAAGGAAUAAAUGGCUGUGUGCCAAGCACAUAUGAACUAUUUAAUCACGAUGAAGGAAGUGCUACUCGCAUAAGUGACCUACACUCCCCUGAUGGAAUAUCUUCUAGGAGAAAUGGAAAUCUAUCAGCUUCCUAAAGAAAACAAUUCUGUAACUUUUGUUUCAUUGUGAAAAGCCAGUUUUACAACAUUUUUCAAGCAGAUAUGUUUAAAUAGCACUGUAGACAAUCAUUUUUUUAGAUUUGACUAGCUUGGACCAAGAGCAGUGGUGGAUUUUUAUUUGCCUUACUCUUAAUUUAAAAAUACUAAAGAACCUCACUCUGUUAUUUGCUUGACUUAGUAUGAACAUGUAAAUAUUCUGUUUUUGUUUAAGACUAAUUACAGUUUUAACAAAUAAAAUGCUUUAUUUCUGAUGAGAAAGUGAUCUGUUGGUCAUGCACACCUACAAAUCUUUUGUGAUAAUUUGGUGAAUUAUGCAGUGACUUGUUCUUAUUAUGAGACAGUGCUAUUCAUCCAUAAACAAUCUAUGUUUGGACAAUUUAUGGUCAGCUGCACUCAAUUAUACUAGAUUCUAGGAGAUUUGCAGUUGCAGCCAAUGUAUUUAUAUUUCAUCAAUGAACCAGACAUUCCUGAGGAACAAGACAAGUGAUAUCAGCUCACAAAGGUCAUUACAUAGAAAAAUGCUAUUUUAAGAAAGUACCUAGGUGUAAACCAUGUUUGUAUAUAUUAGCACAUACCUGAAACACACACAAAUACUUAGUGGUUUCAAGUAUUUAAAAUGCUUCAUGUUGAGAUUACUAUUGGAUAAUGCAUAACAAUUGGCAAAUUUAUUCAUUCCGUUAUUGAAAGUAGGAGGAAAGAAUAAAAUAAACUGUUGCCUUAUUUUCCCUUUCCAGUCUUUCUACUGUAACAACUAUUACCUAUAUGGUUUGACUCUGUUCUUCUGGAACACCAAAUGCAAUAAAAAAUUCAUGUACCUUUCUACUCCCUCUAAAGCAGAGACAAAUCAGCAGGUAGAAGCCAGGCUUAGAGGUGUUUGCAAAAUGGAGGAAUGCCUGUAGAUUAUGUGUCAGCCUCCAUGUGGAAGAGA
Protobothrops mucrosquamatus (brown spotted pit viper) is the source of this 2245-nucleotide messenger RNA. It is a transcript of the gene NIPA2, whose product is annotated as NIPA magnesium transporter 2. The transcript has 6 exons. Gene Ontology annotation, cellular component: membrane. Gene Ontology annotation, biological process: magnesium ion transport. Lineage: Eukaryota; Metazoa; Chordata; Lepidosauria; Squamata; Viperidae. The coding region runs from base 208 to 1293 and encodes 361 amino acids. The record is from RefSeq and is a predicted model, not a curated record. Gene Ontology annotation, molecular function: magnesium ion transmembrane transporter activity.